AUGACUACCCAAUUACCGUAUGACGAUGAUGACAACGGUCUUUUCACGAAUAAGUCCACUAUGAUGGCUAACUUUGAAGAAUGGAUCAAAAUGGCCACGGACAACAAAAUCAACUCAAGAAACAGUUGGAAUUUCGCAUUAAUUGACUAUUUUCAUGACUUGAACGUGUUGAAAGAUGAGGAGGAUAAUAUUAAUUUCCAGAAGGCUUCGGCGACGUUAGACGGUUGUGUGAAAAUCUACUCUCAUAGAGUCGAUUCCGUCGCUACUGAAACAGGGAAGUUACUAAGUGGAUUGGCAGAACGGAAAGGGAGGCAAAUUAGAUCCAAUACAAACGGAGAGAACGAUGAUGGAGAUGAGGAAGAUGAUGACAGUCUAGAGGUAGAUCCUUUAACUGGUCUGCCGAUUGCCCGUGAUGACCCAGAGACUCUCGCGAAAAAAAAAAGGACGUACAAUAGAGUGUUAGAAACGACGUUAGUUGAUUUUGAAAGUAUACGACUGAAAGAUUUAGCACAAAACCUAAGUAUAGAUCCGUUGUUCAAGAAGGCACUCGCCGAUUUUGAUGAGGGUGGUGCGAAGAGCUUACUUAUAAACACGUUACAUGUUGAUGAAAAACUCCGAGUUGUUUUUGACGCAACAACGACUGAACCUGAACAAGAACAACCGCAACCAUUGGCCUCUACUGAAAGUCAAGUUCAGGAAGAAAAUAAUGAAGUCAGCGAAUCAGCAAAAGAGACCUCGGAGGUAUUUGGCUUGGAUUCAGAAAAGGGUUCAGCAAAUGAGGAAAAUGUAGAAUCAACCCCAGAUACAUCAGUCACAUUGCUAGAGGAUGAUAUAUUAGAUCUCGGUGUCAAAUUCUUAGAUUUUAAUACUAUUGAAACCUCAAUAUUGUGUCCAUCGAUGGAUCAGCUCCAAAGUGCAGUAGCGGAUAUUGGAAAAGCAAAGUCAUUUGUUGAAGGAGUGAAUGGCCAAUCUGAUAAAUUCUUGACAGAAAAAGAUCUAGAGACCCUUCCUGAACUCGAUGCGGAGGCAGAGUUCAACUACGAAAUGCCACCAGAGGAUGGUGAGGAUGUUGCUGUUGAUGCAGGUUCUAUGGACUACGUUGAGCCAGCGGAUAACAUUCACGAACCAGAAGAACAGCUGGCCCUAUCAAAUCAACAGAAUAUGUCACAAAUAGAUGACAAAUCGUAUGGCGAUGCGAGCGUACUCGAUCAAGAGUUACUAUCUUACUUUGACGCAGCGAUAGGUCAGAAUUGGAGGGGUAGAGAACACUGGAAGGUACGAAACAUCAAGGAUAAACUUAGCAAGGAGUCUGUGGCCAAACCACAGCAGCCAACUGAAGCCGAUGGGAAUCAUGAACCAGCAGUUGAAAAGAAGGUACCCAAAAAACAGUUUGAGAUUGAUUUCUUGGAUCUGAAUGAUAACAUUGAAGAAGAAAUAUUUGCAAAUAAAAAGGGGUUCAUUGAUCUAUCAGUGAAACAAAGAACAAAUGAUUCACAUUUCUUACUACCGGACGACUAUAAAUUCACAACGGAUAAAAUCACAAGGCUCUUCAUUAAGCCCGAGCAGAAGAUGAGUUUCUUUUCACACAGGAGGAUCAGUAAAGCCAGGUUACCUGGGUCCCUGAAAUUUGAUGAUACCGAAAUCAAAGAAGUGAGUAAUAUUCCGGAGAUUGCAGACGAACGCUUUUGGGCUGAAAACUAUCAACUGCAUGAAAGGGAAGAAGAGCACAAGCAAGAUGACACACAGAUAGAAAGAUCAACCAAUCCAUCGUUUGAAGAGGAUAACGGCAUUGACUUCAACCAAGCCUUCGAAGAUGAAGAUUUGGAUAUGGAUACAAAAGAAGAUUUCGUAAACACGCAAGGAUUAGUUGCAAAUAAUAAAAUGACCUACUCCAGAACCUCCAAAAAGGUAGAUGUGAGAAAAUUGAAGAAUAAUGUGUGGAAGUCAAUAUGGCAACGUUUACAUGUACUGAAGACAGACGAACAAAAUGGGGAAACUACUCGGAAUGAGGAAACUACUCAGAAUGAUAUCGAAUCAGAAGCACAUCUGACCGAAGAGAAGCAGGGAAAGCAGGAUAUAUCAGCAGAAAUAUCAACAAAAGCAGAGGGCUAUGACUUGAAAUUCACCGAUAUCGCUCACGAUAUCGUGAACAUGUACACUUCAAGUGCCAAAAAGGAUCUCUCAACCAGUUUCUGCUUUAUCUGCCUUCUUCACCUCGCUAAUGAGUAUGGAUUUACGAUUAACGACACUACAAACUACCAAGACUUGGACAUUCGGUUCCCUGAAAAGAUUGCAGACGCAAUUAUUGGCAAGGAGUAG
This is a messenger RNA of Kluyveromyces lactis, 2319 nucleotides long. RefSeq names its product condensin subunit BRN1 (gene BRN1). Gene Ontology annotation, cellular component: condensin complex. The coding region runs from base 1 to 2319 and encodes 772 amino acids. Lineage: Eukaryota; Fungi; Ascomycota; Saccharomycetes; Saccharomycetales; Saccharomycetaceae. The record is from RefSeq and is a predicted model, not a curated record. Gene Ontology annotation, biological process: mitotic chromosome condensation. The transcript has a single exon. Gene Ontology annotation, molecular function: chromatin binding.